AUGGGCUCGAAGCAGGCGUUGUACCAGAAGGCCAUCGCCCAGAUCAACGUCAAACCCGAGGAGGAGAUCGACUUUACGCAGCACCAGCUCGAGAAUGGGUAUACCAUUUCCACACAGGAGCGUGUGGUGAAAGAGGUGCAAGCGCCGGCAAUGGUCCCGCCGAGUGACGACCAGUUCUUCUCGCGCGAGGACCCGACCAAGCCGGACGUCGCGUUCUUGAAGAACCAUUUCUACCGCGAGGGAAGGCUCAGGGAGGACCAGGCUUUGUAUAUUAUCGAAAAGGCGACCGAGAUCUUGCGUGCGGAGCCCAACUUGCUGUCCGUUGACGCGCCUGUCACCGUUUGCGGUGACAUUCACGGACAAUAUUACGACCUCAUGAAACUGUUCGAGAUCGGUGGUAACCCCGCCACGACCCGUUAUCUCUUCCUCGGCGACUACGUCGACAGAGGAUACUUCUCCAUCGAGUGUGUCCUAUAUCUCUGGUCGCUCAAAAUCUGGUAUCCCAACACGAUCUUCCUCUUGCGCGGCAAUCACGAGUGUCGCCACUUGACGGAUUACUUCACCUUCAAACUCGAGUGCAAACGCAAAUACUCCGAGCGGAUCUACGAUGCCUGCAUGGAAUCCUUCUGCGCCCUCCCCCUCGCAGCAGUAAUGAACAAACAGUUCUUCUGCAUCCACGGCGGCCUCUCGCCCGAACUCAACACCCUGGACGAUAUCCGCUCCCUCGACCGUUUCCGCGAGCCGCCCACUUCGGGUCUCAUGUGCGACAUCCUCUGGUCGGACCCGAUCGAGGAGUUCGGCUCUGAAAAGACGCAAGAGAACUUCGUGCACAACCACGUCCGCGGGUGCUCGUACUUUUUCACGUACCAGGCCGCGUGCCAAUUCUUGGAGCGGAAUCGGCUGUUGAGUAUCAUCCGGGCGCACGAGGCGCAGGAUGCGGGGUACAGGAUGUACCGCAAGACGCGGACCACGGGCUUCCCGUCCGUCAUGACGCUCUUCUCCGCGCCGAACUACCUCGACGUGUACAACAACAAAGCCGCGAUCCUCAAAUACGAGUCGAACGUGCUCAACAUCCGGCAGUUCAACUGCACGCCGCACCCGUACUGGCUGCCGAACUUCAUGGACGCUUUCACGUGGUCCUUGCCGUUCGUGGGCGAGAAGAUCACGGAUAUGCUGGUGGCGGUGUUGAAUACGUGUACGAAGGAGGAGUUGGAGGAGAGCAGCGACGAGGAUGAGGAGGUCAAGCUUGAUGAGGCGACGAAGGAGGAGCCGAGCGAGGAGACGCUCGAGAGGAGGAAGGUUAUUCGGAACAAGAUUUUGGCCGUGGGACGGAUGUCCAGGGUGUUCUCUUUACUUCGCGAGGAAUCCGAACGCGUCUCCGAACUCAAGAACGUAUCCGGCUCCGCAAAGCUCCCCUACGGUACCCUCGCCUCCGGAGCAGAAGGCAUCAAAGACGCUAUCUCCGGUUUCGGCGACGCCCGGCGCGCAGAUAUCGAGAACGAGCGCUUGCCGCCAGAGCUCGUCGACGCAGAGUCUGAAGAAGGAAGAGCGUACAUGUCGCAGCCGCAGACGCCGUCUGAAGCAGAGAUCUCGCCUGCAGCUGGUUUGGGCGAAGCACCCAGCCCGCGCGCAUUGGAAGAGGCAUUGUCCGUAUCUACCAGCUCGCUCCCCAGCUCAGGCGGACCGGCCACGCCUACCAGCCCAUCGUCGCCUUCAAUCAGUCCGUUCAGGCGUGGUCACGGCCGCCAGCAAUCGCUCGGCACAACUAUGACUUCCCCAUCUACGCGUCGCAGGAGCAUCGAGAGCACAAUGAGCCUACUGAAAGAAGCGAGCGAAGGACGGGAGAGAGAUGCAGAGUUCGAGGCGCUUGCUGAUCAGCUUGCGGGAGCCAGUGCUGGGGGGAAGAAGAGGGAUAGUGCGCCUGUGCAGAGCCGAUAG
Peniophora sp. CBMAI 1063 is the source of this 1938-nucleotide messenger RNA. NCBI's taxonomy places the organism in Eukaryota, Fungi, Basidiomycota, Agaricomycetes, Russulales, Peniophoraceae. The record is from the annotation of a GenBank genome assembly.